Messenger RNA from Heterostelium album PN500, 2436 nucleotides. RefSeq lists its product as uncharacterized. The transcript is spliced from 4 exons. The record is from RefSeq and is a predicted model, not a curated record. The coding region runs from base 1 to 2436 and encodes 811 amino acids. NCBI's taxonomy places the organism in Eukaryota, Evosea, Eumycetozoa, Acytosteliales, Acytosteliaceae.
AUGUCAGAUUUUGAAUUUUCAUUUACAUCAUUGGAUUUGUUUAGUAAUGGAAAUGGAGGAAUCAGUUCACAGCAGCAGCAGCAACAACAACAACAGCAAACAGAUAACCGAGAUCAACAAUUAAUAAAGAUAGAUAACAAUGCACCAGAGUUGGUUUUGUUAGUUGGUCCACCGUGUUCAGGUAGGACUUUCUACUAUUAUCAACACUACAGAUCGACACACAUCAGAAUAUCCGCUACAGAACUGUUUCAGAAGGAUCGUGAACUUUCAUUUCGAUCGAUCAUUCAGAAUCGUGUGUUACGUGCACUCCAAGAGGGCAAGAGUGUGGUGAUCGAUGACACCAAUCACAUGAAAUCGAUACGUGAGUCGUACAUUCAAGCACUGAUAAAAUCAGAGACACCGGUGUCUCGCAUCGUUUGCUAUAACUUUAUACCGUCGGGAGGCGAACUACAGAUUCAAUGGGCAUUGUCAUGGGCAUACAGUGAGCGGUCGAUGGUCGAAAGCGUCGGCCAAUCGCAAUUCAAAUCACUAGAUUACGUGCAAUUCAAAGCAGAGUAUCAGACUCCACUGAAGCGCGAGGGAUACAACAUGCUCAAGGAUUUGACGACACCACUGUUUUUCAAUCAGCACAGCGAUGAACAAGAGAAAGAGUUGAGCAACAUCGCCCUGUUUCUCGACUCGCGAACACUCAUCGCGUUUGUCGAUCGUUCGAACCAAUCGCCUUUCAAACUGCCAGCGGGAACACUCAAGUUUAAGUACGCAGUUCAACUCAUCGCGUCGGCGGACGCUACGAUCAAACAAUGGAUAUCAAACUACCCAAAGAACGGACCGAACGGUCAGCAUCGUAUCAUCAUGCUAAUCGAUGAGGUAUCGCUAUUUCCAGCGUCGAUCGAUUAUACCGAUCAGAUAACAGUUGAAUACUAUAGAAAAGAGUUGAAAAAGGUUAUCAAACAACUAUCGGACUCUAUUUGUUAUCCGGUUUACUAUUACUAUGUUCCAGCAUUGCAGCCCGGUAAUGAAUUCUAUCGAUUCCCAAACCUAGGUCUAUUUGCUAUAGCUCAAUACAGACAUCGACUAUCUCUCCAGAAAUCAAUCGUUGUCGUCGAUGACGCCGAUCCAAAACUAGCGACAUCAAUACCAUUCAAAGUUAUUUUAUCAUCUAAAUUCUUUCAAGAUUCAACAUGGUCAAUUGAAUCAAAAAUAUCAAAGAAUUUAUUAGAUAAUGUAGUUAAUAUUCCUUCUUUUCUGGAAAGUGUACAGUUUGUAAAUUAUGAUGAUAUCGAUGGUUUCGUACCAGAGAGAGGAUUACCAAUGUUUUCAAAGGCUUUGAUGAGAAAGAAUGAGAAAACAACAACAGAGGAGCUUUUACCAUCUGGAAAGAGACAUGGAGUCUAUAUUCCGCAAGAAGACAAAGUACAGAGCGAUCAUCAACAAGAUCAAAUAGAUUCCGACCAAGUUGUUUUCGAUUUCGAUUUCGAAACGGAUGACACUAAUGACAAUGACAAUGGUCAGAACACUAGCACAAAAGCAACAACGGAAUCCAAUUUCGAUGAGAAUAGCAAACCGUUGCCAUGGGUUGACAAUCGAUUCAUGGUUGAAUUUGGAAUCGAUUCACAGAGUGUUUAUCGUGGUGAUUCUUAUUACCGCGAGGCAAGACUUAGCAAUGUGGAGCUCAGUCAUAGUGAGCCCGACUAUUCUUCACCGUCGAUCGCUGUUCGUGCUCAAUGCAAAGGAACAUCGCCUCAGCCAUAUUCACUGUUGAUCCGAUACCGAAUGAAAGGCAAUCGUAAACUCCCCGAGUGGAUGGCACCUGGCAAACCAACCACUUCACAUUCAGAGUACAAAAAAGUGUCGCCACAGAAGAAGACAUUGAAUCUCUAUUUCCCAGAGAAUGAAGUAUCAAACAGUGGAAGACAAGUAACACCAAAGAAACAUGGCAAAGCAUCAUUGACUGAACCUCUAGAUUCGUCGCCGGUGAAAAAGCAAACUUCUACAACAAUUAAUUCCGAUCUUUUCAUUCAACAACUAUUUGGAAAUCAAAGAAAGAGUUAUAUCAAUGAUAACAGUAGCAACAAUAGUGGUGACGAUGACAGCAAUAACAAAGCUAAUCAAAAUAGUAUGUUGGCAAUGGAUACUACCAAUGGUUCCGAUGAGUUUUGUGUACCAAGAACAAACUCUGAGGAGUUUCUUCGCUCAGUAAUACAGAAGGAAUUUAACAACACUCACGAACCAGUCCAAUCAUUUUCAUUAAUGUCAAGUCAAGAUGACAAUACAACAACAACAACAACAACAUCAACAUCCACCACAACAUCUUCAUCUCCAACAACCAAAAAGAAAAUAAGUUUAAAGCAAAUAUUAGAGAGCCAAGGUUUUCAAAUCGAUAUUCCAUCUUCACUAUCAACUUCAUCACCACCACCACCACCAGCCACAAAUUAA